UUUACCUGAAUCCCGACAAUUGUAUGGAACUUGAAUACACCAAUGUAUUUAAGAAUAUAUGUUGACGAAUAAUCCUACUCUUUGUUGUAAUAUUGCGGUUUAAACCACUUUAGUAUGACCUAAGAAAUCGUCGUCUGGGGAUACAAAGGCAAAAAAGCUUUUCCCGCUCCGGCUAUGAAACGACACAUAACAAUAUGGCGGAUGAGAACGUCGGCGUCAACCACAGUACAGACACCGAAUCCAUCGUUAACCGUUGGACUUUCGACUAUUACUUUUCUUUGGCGUUUGAGCUAUUUAAAACAGACCAAUACGAGGGCUUUUGUGAAAUUAGAGAUGUUCUUGAAAGUAUUUUGCGCCGUCCUCUGUCAUCCAACGAUGUCAUUCAUGCAAAAAUUCUCGUAUUACAGUUACUCUCCCGGAUUAAUGAGGGCGAAAACCUUGAUCUGGUGUUUGAAACCGAUAGCUCAAUGACGCCACUGGAGUCAGCCCUGAGCCUGCUUGGAAAUAUGAGCGAGAGGAGUGAUGUCCCACCAGAGGACUUGGAAAGCGUUUGCGCGUCAGUUAAGGAGAUGAUGGUGAAGGUUUUCAUUAAGAACAGACAGUUUGGCAAAGCAAAGGAGGUGCUUAACAAACAUUUUAGCAAAUCAGCGGAUGCAAAGAAAACUUUAUUCAUGGAUCUCAUCAGUCGGAGAAGCAACAAGCAUAAAGUCAUUGAAGAAAUGGACCUGAGAGAAUUAAAGAAUGAAGUGUUGACUUUUUCCCUGAAUCUCUUCACAUUCACUGUUCCUUUUUUUCACAAGGCUGCAAAGCGGCUUAUCGAAGAGCGUGAAAGGCAGGGUGAUGACAGUAUGGCGAUAGAUGAACCGGACGUUUCGCCUACUACAACUCAGCCAAAUAAAAGCAACUUGCUCAGUGACCAUUCCCUUAUCCAGAAGAGCAGAUUGGCGUUGGCCUACCAGACUUUGGCUAAAUGUGGACUUGCAAUUGCUUUUUCUCAACUGGAGGAUAUAGUGGAAAACGAGAUGUCUGAAACAAAGUGUCUGGCUUCUGACAAGGUGGAUACAAGUAAAGACUCUGAGCACGACGAGCUGUUUCAGAGACAUUCUGGCAGCCCCGUGGAGGCUGCCCUGGCGGGCCCACAUACUCAGACUGAUGCCCCUCCUCAGUCAAAGACAGGUUCACCACAAGUCACCACCACAAGGAAGAAACGGCAGCUUUACACUGUGUCAAAAUUUGUGAUUGAGCCGGACAGUCAACCAACCCUGUUGCUCACAGCUUCUGAGGAGCAAGAGGUUCCAGUCACAGUGGAAGAGCCAAGAGAGUCAGAGACUGGGCACAAAGCAGAUGAGGACGUUGUCACCACAAAGCGACACAGACGAGCCACAAAUACUUUUAAAAAGAGAUUUUCUGCCAGUAUGGCUGCAGAGUCUGCACAAAGUGAGGAACAAUCUAAUGCCGCAGCAAACAAGCAAGUACCUCAAGAAAAUCAUCACCACCAAACUUCACCUAACAAAAGGUCCACGCCAAGUGACUCAGAUGAAUUGUCACUAAACAGUGAAGAUGUGGUGCAGGACUCUCCAGUUAACUACAACACAACUACUCCCAAAAAACCUGCCCAUCAUCUUCAGAAACACGUGCAAAGAAAUACAGGAACAAGAAAUACGGAUGAAGUCUUGAUCACAGACACGCUAGACAGUUCACCCCCUGCCAGUGACAGCCCUCAGCAAAGUUCUACUCCUAACAACAGGGAGGCCAAGGACACCGGGUCUUCUUACUCAAAAUGGAACAACUUGUAUAGCAAAGCCAAGGAGAGUAAGGUCGUGUGGACUUAUGAAGAUGACCUUAGCAACGAAUCACCCGACAAAAGCUCAUCUUUGGGACAAAAGAAGAGGAAAUGGACGGAAGAGGAAACACAGAAACUGAAGGAAGGAGUAAAGAAGUUUGGAGAAGGCAACUGGAGCAAGAUAAAGUCUUAUUACUCAUUCAGUGACAGGACAAACGUUCACCUUAAGGACCGCUGGAGAACAAUGAAGAAGUUAAACAUGGUGUGAGUGCUUUUUAAAAUAUUUGGAUUCCAGUGUACCACCUCCCAACAGCUCAUUAACUUUGUGCUCAUUUACUGUAUGUAUCACGCAUUGAAUUUGUUUUGCUUAUUUUAUUUGACCCUCUUUUCUUGGAGGAAUCAGUGUUUGCUCUUGUCGGCGCGCACAAUGAACUGCUCAUUUUCAAUGUUUUCUUUUUAUUUUACGUUUUGAAACAUUCAACUUUUUUUUUAACUUAAUCUUUGCUUCUGCAGAGGCUAGAUGUGUUUACAGUACAGUCCUGUCAUGAUAUAAACAAUAUUAUUGUCAUUAUAUUGAGACCAUUUUGUCAUCAAUGUAAUGAUUAUAUGUGGCAUAAUAAUGCAAGUAAACCAUAUCAAAAGCACUGAACUAUUUUGUUAAGUGUAUUUAACAUUGUAAUUAGGAUGUCUAAGAGCUAUUGAAACAUACCGUAAACUAACCAAGACAAGGCCUGCCAAUGAAAAUUGUAUCUUUUAGCAAAAAUAAAGGUAACAAUAUUUUUUAUUCA
Messenger RNA from Doryrhamphus excisus (bluestripe pipefish), 2571 nucleotides. It is a transcript of the gene terf2, whose product is annotated as telomeric repeat binding factor a. The record is from RefSeq and is a predicted model, not a curated record. NCBI's taxonomy places the organism in Eukaryota, Metazoa, Chordata, Actinopteri, Syngnathiformes, Syngnathidae. Gene Ontology annotation, molecular function: protein homodimerization activity; telomerase activity; G-rich strand telomeric DNA binding. Gene Ontology annotation, cellular component: chromosome, telomeric region; shelterin complex; nucleus. Gene Ontology annotation, biological process: regulation of telomere maintenance via telomerase; telomeric loop formation; negative regulation of telomere maintenance via recombination.